Molecule: messenger RNA, 2004 nt
Organism: Arvicanthis niloticus (Nile rat)
Lineage: Eukaryota; Metazoa; Chordata; Mammalia; Rodentia; Muridae
Product: E3 ubiquitin-protein ligase TRIM21-like
Molecular function (GO): zinc ion binding; protein binding
Source: RefSeq, a predicted model, not a curated record
AUGUCAUCCUCUACAACCUCAAAAAUGUCUCUGGAAAAGUUGUGGAAAGAUGUCACCUGUUCCUACUGCCUGGAUCCCAUGGUGGAGCCUAUGAGUAUCGAAUGUGGCCAUUGCUUUUGCAAGAAAUGCAUUUUUAAGGUUGGGGAAAAUGGGGGCGGUUCAUGUCCCGCAUGCAGGAAAUACUUUCUGCUAAGAAACCUCAGGCCCAAUCGGUAUAUAACCAACAUGGUGGAAAACCUUAAACAAGUAGCCCAGAAUACCAAGAAGGGUACCCAAGAAAUGCACUGCACAAAGCACGGAGAGACACUUCACCUGUUCUGUGAGGAAGAUGGGCAGGCCCUUUGCUGGGUGUGUGCCCAGUCUGGGAAACACCAGGACCACACCAUGGUUCCUAUUGAAGAAGCUGCUAAGAUAUACCAGGAGAAGAUCCACAUGGCUUUAGAAAAAUUGAGAAAAGGGAAAGAGUUGGCCGAGAAGUUGAAAAUGGAUCUUGCAAUGCAAAGAGCAGACUGGAAGAGGAACGUUGACACACAGAAGUCGAGGAUUCAUGCAGAGUUUGUACAUCAGAAUAGCUUGCUGGCUCUGGAGGAACAGAGGCAGCUGCAGAGGCUGGAGAAGGAUGGAAGGGAGCACCUGAGACUCCUGGAUGAGAAGGAGGCAGAGCUGGGUGAGAAGAACCAGGCCCUGCAGGAGCUGAUCUCAGAGCUGGAGAGGAGGAGCCGGGGUUCAGAGCUGGAGCUACUUCAGGAGGUGAGGAUCAUCCUGGAAAGGAGUGUAUCCUGGAAACUGGACACAUUAGAUGUUGACUCCCCAGACCUGACAAGUGCAUGCCAUGUGCCAGGGCGGAAGAAAAUGCUGAGGACGUAUUGGGUUCAUAUCACUCUGGAUCGCAACACCGCCAACUCGUGUCUCAUCAUCUCAAAGGAUCGGAGACAAGUGAGGAUGGGAGACGCCCAUCAGAAUGUGUCUGAAAAUGAUAAGAGGUUCAAUAAUUACCCCAUGGUGCUAGGUGCCCAAAGAUUCUCCUCUGGGAAGAUGUACUGGGAGGUAGAUGUGACCCGGAAGGAGGCCUGGGAUCUGGGGGUUUGCAGAGAGUCUGUACAGAGGAAAGGGCAAUUUUCACUCAGUCCUGAGAAUGGCUUCUGGACCAUUUGGCUAUGGCAAAAAGACAACUAUGAGGCUGGUACCAAUCCUCAAACCCCCCUACACAUUCAGGUACCUCCGUGCCAAAUUGGGAUCUUUGUGGACUAUGAGGCUUGCAUUGUCUCCUUCUACAAUAUAACUGACCACGGCUCUCUCAUCUACACCUUCUCAGAGUGUGCUUUUGAUGGACCUCUGCGACCCUUCUUCAGUGUUGGUUUUAAUGACGAUGGGGGGAAUGCAGGUCCUCUAAAGCUCUGUCCACUAAAGAUAUGAUGGUCGGGAGCCAGUGCCUACUGACAGCACUUCCUGGACACUUACCUCCUCCUUGUCCUGAUCAAGAUCCAGUGGCUUAACUACUGAGGACCAUUUCUGCAUACUGCUACUCACUUGCUGUUGGUGUUCUUCAGCCAUGAACUUUGUCAUUGUGACUCAUCUAGUUGGAACUGCCCUAAACCCUCAUCUCUUUAAAAGAGUCAGGGUCCCAGAAUGAAGGAGUCAGCUGGACAUAACUAAAAGUCAAUGUCAGCUGACCUUCAACAUCAAUAUACAUGACAGGUUCCUCAAAGGUUCCUCAAAGAAACAGACGCCUUACAGUGGUCCCAAACUCAUCUAGCUCAGACAAAAGCACAUUUCUGCCUCCUUUCUGUGACUUCCUUUGUUUUCUCUAUCCUUGGUUGUUACCUUUGGCCAGAUACCUAUCUAUUCCUAUAUCAUCUGUAGCUCACAAGAUUUCCUAAAAAUUGUGCUCAGUCUGUCCUACUCAAUUCUUGUUAGUAGAGCUUAAAAUAUUUGUCAUUAACGUACAUCUUUUUGCUGAAAGCCAAACCCAGGAAAUUACCUGCUGUUUUAGAAAGUUUAGUC